AUGGAAGUAGUUCAACGUAAUUCAGAAAUUGCGAUGGACGCAAAAACGGCCGCGAAAGAAGCCACGGAAAUCGGUAAAGCAAUAAUGAAAAUGAUUAGAGACAUGAAGCUUGUAAGCCAGCAGAACCAAGCCAACGCCAUGCCUACCUACGCCAACGUGAUGGCGAGGGGAGGGCUGGCGACAAGCAUACAUAACCCACAGAACCAGAAAGCAUCACCUGUCCAGACCGUACGCGAGAUUAUCAUCAACAUCAGAGACCCUGUCACUAUAGCCAACAUCAGAGCGAUGAGUCCCCAGAAGAUCAAGGUAGUAUCCUCCAAUCAGCUCAGGAGCGGUGACUUGAGCAUCAAGACGGCCACUUCAUCGGAUAUGGUAGCGCUUAGACAGUUUGCAGAAGACUGGGAACAAAGGAUCGGAAACGGUGCCACUGUACGCAUUCCGACGUAUGGUGUCUUGGUAUAUGGUGUAUGCACUAGUUCGAUGGAUAUGGAUAACUUCGAACUUAUUAGAGAUGGGUUAUUGCAGGAUAAUAAGCCUUUCAUACCAACUGCGGAGAUCAAGUACAUAGGCUGGCUGACGAGAUCUUCGUCCUCUAAAUCAGCAUCUUCGGUCGUGGUCGAGUUCACACGACCGGAAGAUGCGAAUAAAGUUAUUGAUGAGGGCCUCAUUUGGCAAGGCGAGGUGUUCCAAUGCGAACUCUAUGACAGACAGUGCCGCGUGAGACAAUGCUUCCAGUGUCACAAAUAUGGCCACAUAGGAACCCAGUGCAAGGCAAUAAUAACAUGCGGCUACUGCGCGCAAGAGCAUCCUACCCGGGAUUGCCUAACCAAGAGCGAUAGGGAUGCACCACGGAAAUGUGCGGCCUGCAACGGUGUACACGAAGCCUGGAAUAACCAAUGCCCUGUCAGGAAGCAGGAGGUCAAUAAGGCCAAAGCGGCCUCUAAACUGCGGCCCAGAUAUCAUCUAGAGCUAGAAAGCUUCGUUACCAGGAUAUCUACCGGAACCAGAACGCGGGAGCGGCAAAAUAACACCAACACAAUCACCAGGACAGGAUGA
Molecule: messenger RNA, 1056 nt
Organism: Fusarium odoratissimum NRRL 54006
Lineage: Eukaryota; Fungi; Ascomycota; Sordariomycetes; Hypocreales; Nectriaceae
Exons: 2
Coding region: 1-1056 (351 amino acids)
Molecular function (GO): nucleic acid binding; zinc ion binding
Source: RefSeq, a predicted model, not a curated record